AUGGCAUUAUGGGACAAAUUUAUCAGUGAUCAUGAGGCUGUUCUCUCAAAAUCUGAGUCUCUUAUAUUUUAUAGUUUGAUUUCUAAUCCCCCCCUCCCUUUUUUGUUGUUUAAGAUCGAGCAGUUUGUCUAUGCAUCACCACAUGAUAAUAAAUCUUGGGAAAUGUUUGAUGAGAUGAUUUCCAUUGCUGAAGAGUUCUACCAGUCACUGGGCAUCCCUUAUCACAUUGUGAAUAUUGUCUCAGGUUCCUUAAAUCAUGCUGCCAGUAAGAAACUGGAUCUGGAAGCAUGGUUCCCAGGUUCUGGCGCUUUCCGUGAGCUUGUUUCUUGUUCAAACUGUACUGAUUACCAAGCACGUCGGUUACGGAUACGCUAUGGCCAAACCAAAAAGAUGAUGGAUAAAGUGGAAUUUGUACAUAUGCUUAAUGCCACCAUGUGUGCUACAACACGGACUAUAUGUGCUAUUCUGGAGAAUUACCAGACAGAAGAAGGAAUCAUUGUACCAGAUAAAUUGAAGAAUUUCAUGCCACCAGGUAAUAAUGCUCAUUUCCCCUUCCUACUUCCUUGAGCCUCUGUAAUUUUG
Messenger RNA from Thamnophis sirtalis, 582 nucleotides. The record is from RefSeq and is a predicted model, not a curated record. Lineage: Eukaryota; Metazoa; Chordata; Lepidosauria; Squamata; Natricidae.